AUGUUCGGACUCACCUGGGAUGAGCAAGCACAGCAGCACCUUGCUGAAGAGAAGCGCCUUGCGGAGGAGCAACGGAAGAAGCAGGAACUUGAACUCGGAAGCCAAGACGACAGGAGUGCAAUUGGAUCGGCCAUUACGCGACGUUCCUCGUCCACGGCGGAUAAGUCUGGUGCCACGAGUAACUCAAAGGGCAGCGCUGUAUCGAGGCUUAAGAAGGCCUUCCUAGGCACACGUCUGUCCGACAAAUCUGACGACAAGCUGCGGCCAAGCUCUUACUACGGUCCUUCCUCGAGGCUGUCAUCCUUCUUUGCCGAGAACAACUACAUUACUUCUGGCAACUCGUACCAACUGGUCAGUGAUGAAGUCAACCACACUGACGAGCGUCAUAAGCUAUCAAAGAAUAAUGCCAUGGAAGACCAGCGCAACGAGCUAUCAAAAGAGGAUUCCGUGGAUGACCAACCGAGAAAGCCCGCGUCGCCAAAGAAAGGCCAAGACAACACAGCACUGGAAGCACUGGAGGGCUUGAAAACGCCUCCAUCCAAGCCGCCUGCUUUUGUCAUCCUCACGACUCCUUCGACGCCGGAGAGUUCUGGCAGUCGCACUUCCAAGGAUGACCCAUCGAAUGCAACACUUAUCCAGUGGCUGAGUGAAGACUCAUAUAUAACGAGGACAACCACUGUUACAUACGAGCCUCUAGGGGACGCUGACGUGAAUGACCAGGUCAUGGAAACCACCAUUUCGGUCGAUCCCUCGCCCUUUGCCGCGGCCAAGAGUUCAAAACCGCAACCUUCACCCCCAUUCGUAUAUCCUCCGGUACCAGCUGCGGCUGAUGCGGUUCCGUCAUUCUCAUCUCUUGUCGACAACUGGUUCACCGCACUUCAGAGCCCCAGUAAAGCCGUCUCACCGAGUCCUCCAAGCGCGAAUAAUAGCAACACAUCCGGCCCAAGCCCCGUCAAAGAUUCGGCCGAGGCUCAUGCUCCGACUUCAACCCAGGGCUUCCUUUCAGUUCCCAAGACCCCAGGUCUUCCCCCAAAAUCAACCAAGCGCAGAGUAACCGACGCGGAUGUCUGGAAGCCACCCAAUGAUUGGGGAUGUCAAUCUACUGCCGAGAUGUUGCCAAAGAUUAAUGAAAAGCCGAACAAGCAAAAACCCAAGAACAAGGAUGUGGCAAGAAUAGAGAAAGACGUCGAGGCUAUGGCAAUCUCCAGCCCCGAGAAGAUUUUAUCUCGCCUGGCGCAAGGAUGGGGCGAGCCGUCCGACACCGCGUCACACAUGCAAGAGGAGCAAGAUAGAAAGCGCUUGAUGCUUUCGGUGCUCUGCGACAUGUGCCAAACUACUAUAACUCCGGGGGACAUGGCGAUCCAAUCGCACCAAGACGCUGUUUACGCUCCAAGGCACAAAAUCCUCGCCCUAUUCGAGUCUGAAGGUAAGCCUACUUCAGUACCGAACACUUGCCGUUCCCUACUAACCUCCUCAGCAACUGCUUCCUAUCUAGCUGCAACUUACUUAGAGGCCGCAAUCACCCACCUCUCGCUCUCUCCGCUACCACACGAUCUUUUUCCAAAUGUACAGCCACUGUUUGCACCACCUAACAAGGCGUCCAUCUCCUUCGCAGCAGACUCUUUCAACACAGUUCACUGCCUUUCACUGCCGUCACUGGUACCAGCCCACGAGAUCCUCGAGGUUCUUAAGCAAGUCCACCGCUGCCUUGCUCCGAACGGCGUUCUGCAGUUAGUGCUGCUUGACCCCUUCCCAGUGGCAAGGCGACUCGGCCCUCGCACAAGAAAGUGGUUUGAGAAACACAUACUCUCGAACCUGCAGUCACAGUCUCGCUGUGUCAGACCAAGUGCAGUCUUCCCAGGAUUUCUAGAGGAAGCGCAGCUCCGAGUCCAUGAGGAAACAUGCACCAAGACAAAGUUCUUGGCCAUACCCCCAGAUUCCACAGAUGUGUUCAAUGAUGAUCAAGAGCGCAUCCAAGAGGAGCUCCGAAGCGUUGUUGGCAGAAUGCUGUGGCAGGAGGUUUGGGGGAAGAUGGUUACUGGUGACGAUAACUGGUGGGAUGAUCCCGAGUGCGUUGAGGAGUGUUCUAGGCUUGGGACCUUCUUUGAGUUCAGCCGGAUUGAGGCUGUCAAGGUCGGCAAUACCGAGGCUUUGGGGGCUUUCAGCGUCGGUUGCUGA
This is a messenger RNA of Sordaria macrospora k-hell, 2178 nucleotides long. The record is from RefSeq and is a predicted model, not a curated record. NCBI's taxonomy places the organism in Eukaryota, Fungi, Ascomycota, Sordariomycetes, Sordariales, Sordariaceae.